Molecule: messenger RNA, 213 nt
Organism: Paramuricea clavata
Lineage: Eukaryota; Metazoa; Cnidaria; Anthozoa; Malacalcyonacea; Plexauridae
Source: the annotation of a GenBank genome assembly
AUGACGUCGUGGUUUUCCUACAAGUGGAUUCCAUAUUACUCAACUGCAAUACGUGUGAAUUUCCAAUACAAAGUGACUGGAGAUAACAAUACUUUAUCAAUCUCUGUUCGAACCGUUUCUGGUGACAGAACACUGCUCUGGAGAAUACACGGCAACCACGGCAGCAGGUGGAAAAAUGGCACCAUAACAUAUUGGCCUACUCAGAAAUUUGAG